Messenger RNA from Trichomycterus rosablanca, 1300 nucleotides. It is a transcript of the gene mettl6, whose product is annotated as methyltransferase 6, methylcytidine. The transcript has 5 exons. NCBI's taxonomy places the organism in Eukaryota, Metazoa, Chordata, Actinopteri, Siluriformes, Trichomycteridae. The record is from RefSeq and is a predicted model, not a curated record. Bases 238 to 1098 code for a protein of 286 amino acids.
ACACAUGGACUGUGUAGUAGAUCUGAUCAUCUAUAGAAUCUGAUUGUAUAGAACACAUGGACUGUGUAGUAGAUCUGAUAAUCUAUAGAAUCUGAUUGUAUAUAACACAUGGACUGUGUAGUAGAUCUGAUCAUCUAAUGAAUCUGUUUGUAUAGAACACAUGGACUGUGUAGUAGAUCUGAUCAUCUAUGUAAUACAAAACAGAAUCUGAUUGUGCCCACUUAUUUGUAAGUCAGCAUGGCUCAGGUAAAUGACUGUGAUGGAUCAGGUGGAUCAUCAGCCCCUCAGUUUCCUCAUCAGUACACAGAAAACAGUGAAAGAGUGCUGUCAGAAGAUGAACAUCAGAAACUGAAGAAUGAUCAGGUGCUGGUGUCAGAUUUUAAACAGAACAAGCUGGAGAUGGAGGCUCAGAAAAACUGGGACUUAUUUUACAAACGAAAUUCUACAAAGUUCUUCAAGGACAGGCACUGGACUACAAGAGAAUUUGAGGAACUUCGGGCUUGCAGAGAGUUCGAGACACAGAAGUUGGUGAUGCUGGAGGCUGGAUGUGGAGUGGGGAACUGCAUCUUUCCUUUGUUGGAGGAUGAUCUGAACCUUUUUAUUUAUGCUUGUGACUUCUCACCUCGAGCUGUAGAGUUUGUGAAGGAAAAUUCUCUUUACUGCCCUGAACGAUCUCUGGCAUUUCAGUGUGACCUUACUAAAGAUGACCUGCGUGCCACUAUUUCAGAAGAAAGUCUGGAUGUUGCCACUCUGAUAUUUGUCCUGUCAGCUAUUCACCCUGACAAAAUGCAACAAGCUCUGGAAAACAUUUAUAAGGUCUUAAAACCAGAAGGUAUUGUCUUGUUCCGGGACUACGGUCUUUAUGACCAUGCCAUGCUGAGGUUUAAGUCUGGGAGUAAGCUUGGGGACAAUUUCUAUGUAAGACAGGAUGGAACUCGUUCCUUUUUCUUCUCCAGAGAGUAUCUUGCCAGUUUGUUUCACCAGGCAGGAUUUCAGACCGUUGUAAAUGAGUACGUUCUGAGAGAAACGGUGAACAAAAAGGAAGGACUUUGUGUUCCCCGAGUAUUUCUACAGAGUAAAUUCAGCAAGCCUCAAUAACUGAUUUCUAUAAUUCUUACCAAUCUGUAAAAUGCAUAGUUUUCUUCAGUUUUCUACUUUUUAUAAAUACAUUUAUUACAUUUCAAAUGUGUUUUCUUGUUAGAUAAAGAAUGUGCUAUAAAGAUCUUUCUGUAUGAACUUUCUAUUAUUUUAGUUUUUGAAUGAAAUAUAUAGUAUAUAUUAAAUGUAGUUAAGUAAAGAA